GUCUGCCUUCACACGGCAUAGGAGCCCUAUGUGGUUGUAGUAGUAAGGUCCUAUGAUUGGUCCACUACUUGUUGAAGCUGUGACCCGAAAGCUGAAGCAGAUGGGUGUGGAUGAUGCUCAAGAAGUGCGUGCCACGGUGGGCCGCACCACUCGCUCCUCAAGCCGGACAGAGCCAGACCACCAGGUGGCCAAGCCCCGUGGCAAGGGCCGCAAGAGAAGUCGCAGGAACAGGGUGAUCGAGAGCGAUGAUGAGGAGAUGGCCGCCCCAGCUGAGUCACUGCAGUCUCCGGACGACCAGAGGCAGCAGUCGCCUCCGCCAUCGGCGCCGGCGCCGCCCCGCACGCCCACGCCGCCGCCGCCGCCCGCCAAGACGUUCGACAUGGAGGCCGACAUCUCCAUGCUGGAGCCGGCCACGUUCACCACCAUCGACCGAGGACCGCCGGAGCCGAUGCGGAGACUGAGCUGGCACCACAAGGUGAAUCUGAUGGCAGAGAAGGUGCUCAAUCCGCUGAUAUACAUGUGUGAGAAGUGUGACUGCCCGGUGCUUUCUUAUGGACGCAUGAUCCCCUGCAAGCACGUGCUGUGCUACGACUGCGCCAAGGUACAGGACAAGUGCUGGCGGUGCGGCGACCGAGCGGUGCGCGUGGAACGGGCCGACCUGGGCAAGCUCUACAUGUGCCUGCACGACGGCAAACGCUACGACAACAACGGCUGCCGACGCACUUACCUCAGCCAGCGCGACCUGCAGGCGCAUAUCAACCACCGCCACCGCCGCACUGCGCCGGUUGCGUCAGCCCCGCCGCCACCGCCGCCGCCUCCGCCUCCGCCGCCACCUCCGCCGGCUGUGGUGCCCCGUCGUGCCACCGACGAUAAGCCUACCGACCGACGCGACCCGCGCGCUUCCUCCUUCCCCUCCCCGACCGCUGCUCACGGCUUCCACGGCGUAGGCUCGCACGGGUCAGGCGCGCACGGGUCAGGUUCACAUGGGUCAGGCUCACAUGGGUCAGGCUCACAUGGUUCAGGCUCACAUGGUCCUGGCUCACAUAGUUCAGGCUCACAUGGUUCAGGCUCACAUGGCCCAGGCUCGCAUGGUGCGAGCUCGCAUGGCCUUGGCUCACAUGGGUCAGGCCCGCAUGGACCGGGCUCACAUGGCCCAGGCUCACAUGGCCCAGGCUCACAUGGCCCAGGCUCGCAUGGCCCAGGCUCACAUGUGGCUGGGUCACACGGGUCCAGCUGCCACGUGUCGAGCCCGCACGGCGCGGGAUCUCACGGCGUCAGUUCGCACGGCUCGCACGGCGGCCACCACCCGCAGCGGUUCAGCCCGCCCAAGUCGGCGCCGCCGCCCAUGAAGCAGCAGCAGAUUCCCGUCAUGACCACGCAGCGCAGCGGCAACCUGAUCACGAUCCCGAUCCAAGGCCAGGAGCCGGCGCAGGAGUCACCGCCGCAGCCGCCGCCGCCUCCGCCGCAGUACGCCGCCUAUCAGCAGCAGUACGCUCCGGCCGGCUACGGCCAGCCGGAGCCGGCCGGCGCCUAC
Pollicipes pollicipes is the source of this 1534-nucleotide messenger RNA. Its product is annotated as E3 ubiquitin-protein ligase Hakai. Gene Ontology annotation, molecular function: ubiquitin protein ligase activity. The annotation marks the transcript as partial. Lineage: Eukaryota; Metazoa; Arthropoda; Thecostraca; Pollicipedomorpha; Pollicipedidae. The transcript has 6 exons. Gene Ontology annotation, biological process: protein ubiquitination; regulation of cell adhesion. The record is from RefSeq and is a predicted model, not a curated record.